AUGGCGACUUCCAUGGAGUUUGGAGGCUGGCGCGAUCAGUUGAAUAAACAUCCAGUUUCUAAACUAUUAAGAGAGAACAACGCCAAGGAGUCGAUACUUAAACAUAAUAUUGAUACAAAAAGCAUUUUUUGCACUCACGGUAGUAAUUUAUUUAUAUGGGAUGCUUCUGAAGGACAAAUUCUCCACUGCAAUUUAAAAACGCUAAGCUCUCAACAUCUGCCUAGUGAAGAGUGUCAACAAGCAUCGCAACCCAGACUAGGUGGGAGCGGGAGCAACGCAAACUCUUCUAGUCCAUCAAUAUCGAAUAUUGGAAACGCUGAUUCCAAGGAUGACACGCCCCAGUUCCAGAAGCUGCUGCUGUGUGACAGGCUGUCUAUGGAUGUUGAAGGUAUCAGCCCUAAUGAGACGGGAAACUUCCUGGUGGUGUGGGGGGCUCAUGGCAUCCGGGUGGUGGAGCUGCCCAGACGCUGGGGUAAAAAUGUCAUGUUUGAAGGUGGCAAGGAGUCUGUCAGCUGCCGAACUAUUCCAGUCGGGGAGCAUAUAUUUAGUGGACAUAAAUCAUUACGGAUACGGCAGGUGACUUGGCAUCCAGGUAGCAAAACAGACUCUCACCUUGCACUCCUCACCUCAGAUAACAUGUUCAGUGUGUAUGACAUCCACGCACCAGAUGAACCCCUGACCAUAAUGAACAUCAACACAGGGGACCUGUCCCCAGCCUACUCCCCCAGUAAAACCCUGGUGGGCCCCGCACUGGGGGAGACAUCAGUGGCCUUUGACUUUGGGGCAGCCAUCACCGUCCAGCCUAAACAGAGCAGCCUCCUCAAGUCCCCCAAAGCUCAGCCUGUUGAAGUGUGGCCAGUGUACUGUGUCAGGGGCAAUGGGGACGUCCUGCUGCUCUAUUCACACCUCUCACAUUUCAGGCAGCUGAAGUUUCCAGUUCAAGGCCCCCUGGCCAUGAAUCCUCCAGCAGACGACAACUACGGAGUGGACGCCUGCUCCAUCAUUUGUCUGCCCACCCCCUUCCCUGUGGUUGUCAUCAGUACGUGCGAGGGCAGGGUCCAUCACUGUGUGCAGCUGCCUGGCUCUCUGGAGGACCAGAGCAGACUGUCAGAAGUUUCAUCAUUGUACUCAUGUCCUGUUGAACCAUCCCUGUAUGUGAUAGAGACAGCAGAGCUGGAGCUAUGCCUGAGUUUGCCCAAGUUUGAUGGGGAAACUACCAUAGAUGAUGACUUCAUGUGCCCUGUACGCUUAAAGAAAGAUUACUCCAGCCCUGACCGUUAUCACUGUGCUCAUGCCGCUGGUGUCCACUGUGUUGCUCUACCUUGGCUCAGUGUGGUACAGCAGUAUUUCUUAGAUGAAUCAGGAGAUUUCAACAUGCCAGAAGAGAAAGAGUGUGUAGUGGAGCACUUAGUGUGCACCAAACCUUUGAACUCAUGUCCAACUUCACCAAUACUUGGAUUGGAUGUUGUAAAUGACCCAUUGCUUGGCAACACCCUCCUUGUGCUUGCUAAUGAUUAUAAUUUUACAGCAUUGCCUAUAGGAUGUCAAUAUCAGCUGGUUACUAAUCUCAGUGGUUCAGGAUCUGAUCUCAACAAAUCUUUAACUCAAGAUAAAAAACCUUUCAGUGCACAAGUUCAACAAAUCCUACAGAAACGGACAUCAAAUCCUUUGCUCAUAUCUGCCAACAACACAGAACUCAGCCAGCAAGGAUGUUUUCAGCUAUUGAGUAGAGCCACCCAGAUACUGAGGGAAGAAUACAUCCAAAGACAGGAUCAUGCUAGGCAGGAAAUAGACAGGAGGAUUUCUAUAUUAAAACAACUGAAACAGCAGCACCUGAGUGAUAUGAAACAGCUAUCAGAAUCUCGUCAAUCACUCAAGGAACAUGCACACUCUAUAGCUGAAAAGUUGGAAGCUUGCCAUGAAAACCAUGAGAAACUUUUAAAACGAGUGGAAGCUGUGCUGCGUAAAGUACAGAACAGGAUACCAACCCUGUCCGAGGCUGAGAGACAAAUGCUGAAGGAACUGAAGAAAAUUAAAGAAAACAUGGAAAUGUAUGAGAGGCACAUUGAACAGGUGAGGGUGAAACAAGAAGUCCAAGACACAAAAAUGACAAAGACACCUCGUGUUGGUGGGCCAACCUUGAAGAAACGCCAGCUGUUACAGAUUCAUGAUGUGCUUAAAGAAGAAGGCAACGACAUCGAGGAUUUGAAGAAAGAUAUAGAUCGUCUGAACCUUGCUGUCACAUAAACUGACAUAAAUGCUUUUCUAAAUACCCCUUGUGUUCACAUCAUUGUAAAAUAAAACUGUAACAUGGGAAUCAAAAAUAAAAUACAAGUGGGGAAAAUUUUUUGUAAAUUGAUUUAUUUAAAUAACUCUGGAAAAAAAAGCAUUGAGCAUGCACAAGUGGUAUGAAAAAAAAUUAGCCACAAAAAUUUCUUCCAGUCUCAGGUAUAUCAUGUUGUCACAUGGAUUGUGACUAGUUUAGUGUCACUUUCCAUGUGACAGACAUCUUAUAUUUCAUAUCACAAGAUCUCCACUCAAACUGUUUAACUAAAUUUCUUAGAUUAAAUUUGUAUAAGAAGAAGCUGAUCUAAUGUUCCAAUUGCUAAGCUAGGAUAUCAAGUUAAAUAGAAAAAAAUUCUCAUGUAUAGAACCCUUAGUUUUAACAAAAAUGUUUCACUAUUUUAACUUUACAAAUAGCAGACAUU
Messenger RNA from Physella acuta, 2708 nucleotides. RefSeq names its product nucleoporin 88-like. Lineage: Eukaryota; Metazoa; Mollusca; Gastropoda; Physidae. Gene Ontology annotation, cellular component: nuclear pore. The record is from RefSeq and is a predicted model, not a curated record. Gene Ontology annotation, molecular function: protein binding; structural constituent of nuclear pore. Gene Ontology annotation, biological process: protein import into nucleus; ribosomal large subunit export from nucleus; mRNA export from nucleus.